AUGGAAAACAAAAUCAAUCGUGUUAGAUUAUGGCCACACCAACUCCCCUCUGUACCUCAAUACACUUUGAAACUAUACUACUCUGGAAAUCUUGUCCCCACUAUCAACCAGUGGACCACUUAUCUUUCCAAUGUAUUCAAUGUGUUACCCACGAGUCUUAGUCUCGAAUAUAAUUGUUUUGAGAACGGAACAAUCAAUAAAAUAAUGGAUGCCUACUGUACCGAUGUGAAUUCGAUGAAACAUGUCGAAUUGAUAAAUAAUGAGGAAUUAAAUCAAUCUAAGGAUGCCAUAAUUUCAUUUCUGCAACGGCAAAACGCAACUGAAAAAAUUAAAUUAUUGUUUCAACCGAUUACGGAUUUCGUGUUCGAUUUUAAGCUUCUUCGAAACAUUCCAAGCUGCAUCAAAUGCAAAUACGCAAAUUGGAUAACUUAUAAGCAACUUCUGGAAUUCGAAUCUGAAUCUGUUUACCUUAGUAGAUCAAAUUUCACUAACUCAGAUUUCAAGAAUUUAGUGGUGAAAUGGAGAAAUGGGUGGAAUCCAACUUGGAAGGAUUUGAUGAUAGAAUUUCGUGAAGAGUUGAAUAUAGAUGCCUAUAUUUCUGAUUCGUAUAUUGAGAUUAAUAGAGAGGAUCACUAUAGAAACGUCCUUAUGAGGGAUAACAAAAUCCGAGCAUAUCGAUUUGAAAUAGAAAUAAACACCGUAUUAGGAGCUGUUCUUAAAACAGGAUAUCAUCUCACUCGUCCGGAUCAGUCCAUUGCAACUGUGACAAUGGAGAACAACAAAAUUGGAUGGUUUCAUAUCCAGCCGAACAAUCCAGAUGGAAAAAUGAUAGCCCAAUUAUCUAAACGCACAUUCAACUUUGAUUAA
Molecule: messenger RNA, 867 nt
Organism: Caenorhabditis remanei
Lineage: Eukaryota; Metazoa; Nematoda; Chromadorea; Rhabditida; Rhabditidae
Exons: 3
Coding region: 1-867 (288 amino acids)
Biological process (GO): embryo development
Source: RefSeq, a predicted model, not a curated record